Hypomesus transpacificus is the source of this 1353-nucleotide messenger RNA. It is a transcript of the gene bcl2l10, whose product is annotated as BCL2 like 10. The record is from RefSeq and is a predicted model, not a curated record. Gene Ontology annotation, biological process: intrinsic apoptotic signaling pathway in response to DNA damage; extrinsic apoptotic signaling pathway in absence of ligand; regulation of apoptotic process. Bases 93 to 653 code for a protein of 186 amino acids. The transcript has 3 exons. Gene Ontology annotation, molecular function: protein heterodimerization activity; protein homodimerization activity. Lineage: Eukaryota; Metazoa; Chordata; Actinopteri; Osmeriformes; Osmeridae. Gene Ontology annotation, cellular component: mitochondrial outer membrane.
GUCAACUGUUGGGUGUAUAGUCGGAACUAGCCGUAGCAGCGACGUGCAGUCCUUCAGUUGUCUGUACGUAAGCUGACAUAGCGGGGACGAAUAUGUCGUGUAGGCUGUGGAAGGAGACACUGGCUCUGGCAGAGGACUACCUGGCUUUCUGCUGUGCGAGCCCAAGGCUAGCCCCUCCCCCUCCCAGCGAGCCGGCGGCUGCCAUGAGACGUCUGGCACAAGACAUGGAGACCCUGAACAUCGUCUCCUUCAAUGCCCUUUCCAAGAACCUCCUGUGCCACUCUGAACAGGACCCCUGUGCCAGCCUGAGGACAGUGCUGAAAGAGAUAGUUGUAGAUGGAAAACUGAACUGGGGAAGGGUAGUUUGCAUCUUCACCUUUACGGGUGUGCUGGCCAGACAGCUACAAGAGCAGAAGUCAAAGGGGCAGGACAUUGGGCAAGGGCCUGACAAAUGCAGGGGCUUGGCUGAGGCCAUUGCUGACUUCCUGGGAGAAGAGAAGAAAGACUGGAUACAGGAGAAUGGAGGCUGGGAAGGGCUUUGUAAGUUUUCAGAUUGUGCCAGAGGGAUGAACCAAGACUCGUCCAUGAAGACGGCCCUGUUUGCUGUUGCUGGCGUGGGUAUUGCAGGGUUAACCUUUCUCCUGGGGCGCUAGCCAGCCUCAAUCACCUCUUAGCCACCAUCUUUCAUAUCACGCAUAGAAGUUUUUUUAAUUUUAAUUUUUAGUUUAUGCCAUUUGUCUUGAAACUAACUUGUCGGUUUAUUAAUUUGUGUGUCAAUGGAUUGUUUUCCGGUCAUCCACAAUGUUUGCACAUAUUAUUAAUUAUGACACAUAAUCAAGGAGAUUGUAAGAACGAAUCUAAUGCCUUUAGAGAUGACGUGUAGGUGUAAAAUCUGUCCUGAAGUGAACAGGGUUGAUCUGAACUGUGUUAUUGUGCAGGCCCCGAUGUGACAUUGUUUAAUUUGUUUUCUCUGCCUUUAAACUUCAUAUGCUGACCUGGGUUGUGAAAUACACAUAAAUUAAUAUAUUAUAUUUAUAAGAAAAUGUUGACAAUUUCCAUUCUUGGGUUUACCCAAAUGAAUUAGUUAGUUUAUCUGCAUUGUUUUGUCCUAUGCCUUCUGUUUGUUUACAUGAGCAUUGUGGCUGUGUGGGUGCGUGGGUGACUGGACAGUGGUGCUAUGUGUUAUCAAGCUGUCUGUUACAAAGGGACCAAUUUGACAACCUUUUUUUAUGACCAUAUUUGAAAAAAAUGAUUCCUAUGGCCAUGCCCCUAUAAAUGACUUUUUGGCACAAUAUUUUUACAUGGUUUUAUUUAUUUAUCAAUUUCUUAAUAAAAAAAACCCAAACAAAACAA